Molecule: messenger RNA, 841 nt
Organism: Pseudomyrmex gracilis
Lineage: Eukaryota; Metazoa; Arthropoda; Insecta; Hymenoptera; Formicidae
Product: polyubiquitin
Exons: 3
Coding region: 129-590 (153 amino acids)
Biological process (GO): protein ubiquitination; modification-dependent protein catabolic process
Cellular component (GO): cytoplasm; nucleus
Molecular function (GO): protein tag activity; ubiquitin protein ligase binding
Source: RefSeq, a predicted model, not a curated record
AUUCGAUGUUCGUCCAUUUCGUUAAAGGUGGUCUAAGAGUCUGUGCGUUGUAAUUUAGUUGAGAUUGUAAAUCGAUAUUCAUCGUUAUCUGUGAGCUGUCUGCGAAUUAUUUUAGUAUCAGAUUCAUCAUGCAGAUCUUUGUAAAAACUCUUACUGGGAAAACCAUCACUUUGGAAGUCGAAGCUUCAGAUACCAUAGAAAAUGUUAAGGCCAAAAUUCAGGACAAAGAAGGAAUUCCUCCUGAUCAGCAGCGUUUGAUUUUUGCCGGUAAGCAACUAGAAGAUGGAAGAACCCUUUCCGAUUACAACAUCCAGAAAGAAUCCACACUUCACCUUGUUUUGCGCCUUCGAGGAGGAAUGCAAAUCUUCGUGAAAACUCUCACUGGAAAAACCAUUACCCUUGAAGUCGAGGCCUCAGACACUAUAGAAAAUGUAAAAGCUAAAAUCCAAGACAAAGAAGGCAUUCCUCCCGAUCAACAACGUCUAAUCUUUGCUGGUAAACAGUUGGAAGAUGGAAGAACCCUUUCCGAUUACAACAUCCAGAAAGAAUCCACACUACAUUUAGUUUUGAGACUUCGGGGAGGUCUCUAAAAAGCUGAAGUUCAUAACAAAAUGCUAGUCAUCAUACGUCAGAAAUAGUAGUUGUAGUAUUGGAGUAGUGAUAAAUUUAUUAUUUUUUUUUUCUUUAUGUGCGCUCCAAGUCUAUAUAUAUCUAUACAUGCUUUUUAUCACUUUCUGAACUUUUAUUCUCAAAUAAAAGUACGAUAAGAAUGCAACAAAUUGUAAUCCAUGUGAGUGUGGCAUUCUCAUGUGCAAUAAACUACAAAAUUACAUCGCAUUUA